Teleopsis dalmanni is the source of this 481-nucleotide messenger RNA. RefSeq names its product cuticular protein 47Eg-like. Gene Ontology annotation, molecular function: structural constituent of chitin-based larval cuticle. The record is from RefSeq and is a predicted model, not a curated record. The coding region runs from base 71 to 427 and encodes 118 amino acids. The transcript is spliced from 2 exons. Gene Ontology annotation, cellular component: chitin-based extracellular matrix. NCBI's taxonomy places the organism in Eukaryota, Metazoa, Arthropoda, Insecta, Diptera, Diopsidae.
AGGCCCAUUAACACCGAAAAAUGUCAUCAGUUAAACUUUGAAGCUUACUGCACAAAAACAAAAAAUAAAAAUGAAAUUCUUCGUUGUAUUCGCUUGCCUUUUGGCCGUAGCCUUCGCCGGUAAUGACGUCAAUGUCAUCCGUAGUGAUGCUGAAGUCAAUGUUGAUAACUUCAAAUAUGCUUAUGAAUUCGACAACAGCAUCAAAGCUGAACAACAAGGCAACUUGAAAGGAGAAGAUACCUGGGUCGUCAAUGGUCAAUACUCAUAUACCUCACCUGAAGGCGAACAAGUUUCCUUGGCUUAUACCGCUGAUGAAAAUGGUUAUCAUGUUGAUGCUGCCAACCCAUUGUUGCCCACUCCACCACCAAUUCCAGCAGCCAUCCUCCGCUCUUUGGAAUGGAUCGCAGCUCAUCCCUCAAAGGAAUAAAUUGCGGAAUAGUUUGACAUGUUUUUAUGUCAUAGUUUAGAUGAGCACAAUGUA